Molecule: messenger RNA, 1437 nt
Organism: Verruconis gallopava
Lineage: Eukaryota; Fungi; Ascomycota; Dothideomycetes; Venturiales; Sympoventuriaceae
Exons: 2
Coding region: 318-1364 (348 amino acids)
Molecular function (GO): oxidoreductase activity, acting on NAD(P)H
Source: RefSeq, a predicted model, not a curated record
CAAUGAAAUACGGCCAUGGGUGACAUUUUCCAACGGACCGUCACCAAAGCCCAACAACGUAGAAAGCAUUAGCGAGGCCAGGAUAAGUCGCUCUACGGCUAUGGCGCAAUUAAACCUGGUUGAUUUAGAAGAGGGACGAAGUGGGGUGAGGCUCUAGCAGGCAAUCGAUUUCGCAAACCCGUUCGUUGCUUGGAAAUCCUAAAGUACUAUGCAAUCCUACUUGUAAUGCUACUUUACCCCAUUCCCCCAAGCAUUGCUCAAGCUUUCUCUCACAAGCAAUCACCUUUAACAAAAACAGCUUACAGGCGGAACAAAUCAUGCCUUCCACGAUGAAGGAGGCCAUCAUCCUUAAGGGACCAGACGUCAAGAUUGUGGACUCGCCCAUUCCGAAGGCCGGCAAAGAUCAGAUCGUGGUGAAAGUUGUCGUGUCUGGUAGCAAUCCGAAAGACUGGAAAGUACCAUACAUGAACAUUGAAGUCAAUCAGGGUGAUGAUCCCGCCGGUUACGUUCACGAGGUUGGUGAGGGUGUCACUGGAUUUAAGAAAGGUGAUCGUGUGUCUGGUUUCCAUGAGAUGCUGAAACCCGGGGGCUCGUACGCGGAAUAUGCGGUACUAUGGGAGCACACCACCUUUCAUAUUCCAGACAGUAUCUCUUUCGAGGAGGCCGCUACCGUCCCGCUCGCAGCAGUGACUGCAGCUGUUGGCUUGUAUCGUGAACUGAAACUUCCGGAGCCAUGGCUACCAAAUGAAGACUCAGUUAAGAUGCCACUUCUCAUUUGGGGAGCCAGCAGCGCAGUUGGUGCUUUCACAUUGCAGUUGGCAAAGAAGAGCAAUAUUCACCCAUUGAUCACGAUUGCUGGCAAAGGUCAGGACUUCGUCAAACAGUACCUUGACCCAUCAAAGGGUGAUGUCGUGAUCGACUACCGGCAAGGCAACGAUGCUGUAGUCAAGGCUGUCCGGGAAGCAUUGAAGGGGGAGAAGCUGUACUAUGCCUACGAUGCUGUCAGCGAUCACGGGAGCUAUGAGACAAUCUUCAAGGUUUUAGAAAACCAAGGUGGCAAGAUCACCGUGGUGUUACCAGGCAAGAAGUACGAGGGCGUGCCAAAUGGUGUCGAGCUUCUGGUCACCAGCUGCGGAAAGGUGUUCGGCGAGCAGAAGGAUAAGGAUUUCGGAUUUGUAUACUCCAAGUAUUUUGCAAAGGGACUAAAGGAGGGCUGGUUGAAGCCGCAUCCUACGGAGGUCAUUCCCGGCGGUUUGGGUGGCGUUAAGCAAGGUCUACAGAAUCUCAAAGACGGGAAGGCAAGCGCAGUGAAGUAUGUUUUUAGGAUUGAGGAUACCGAAGGUGUGCAGAAGUCCAACCUUUGAGUGGCCUUUGACUGCAUUCAACCAACUUCCGUGAAAUACAAUUCAAGCGCGUAUUCGCUGGGUCUAAAUGCUG